This is a messenger RNA of Rosa rugosa (rugosa rose), 1924 nucleotides long. RefSeq names its product 4-coumarate--CoA ligase 1-like. Gene Ontology annotation, molecular function: CoA-ligase activity. Lineage: Eukaryota; Viridiplantae; Streptophyta; Magnoliopsida; Rosales; Rosaceae. Bases 63 to 1694 code for a protein of 543 amino acids. The record is from RefSeq and is a predicted model, not a curated record. The transcript has 5 exons.
UUCCGCCAGCAGCUCCUCCAAUUCCUCAUUCCUCCAUUUUUUUUAUCACAUCCCAUCUCCCAAUGGCAAUCGAAACACCCCAAAGCGACAUCAUCUACCGCUCCAAGCUCCCGGACAUCCCCAUCCCAAACCACCUCCCUCUCCAUUCCUACAUCUUCCAAAACAAAUCCCACCUCAGCUCAAAGCCCUGCAUCAUCAAUGGCACCACCGGCGACAUCCACACCUACGCCGAAGUCGAGCUCACAGCCCGGAAAGUCGCCUCCGGCCUCAACAAGCUCGGCAUCAAGCAAGGCGAUGUCGUCAUGCUCCUCCUCCCCAACACUCCCGAAUUCGUCUUCACCUUCUUGGGAGCCUCCUUCCGCGGCGCCAUGACCACCGCAGCCAACCCUUUCUUCACUCCAGCGGAGAUCGCCAAACAAGCGAAAGCAUCGAAAGCCAAGCUGAUCAUCACUCUCGCUAGCUAUUACGACAAAGUUAAAGAGCUGUCAUGCGACGAAGUCAAGUUGAUGUGCAUUGACUCCCCGCCACCCGACUCGUCUUGUCUCCAUUUCUCCGAACUGACUCAGUCCAACGAGGACGACGUGCCAGACGUUGACAUCAGCCCGAACGACGUCGUGGUGUUACCCUACUCGUCCGGCACGACGGGGCUGCCGAAAGGGGUGAUGCUGACGCACAAGGGCUUGGUGACGAGCGUGUCUCAGCAGGUUGACGGAGAGAAUCCGAACUUGUACUACAGCAGCGACGACGUCGUUCUGUGCGUGAUGCCGCUGUUUCACAUUUACUCGCUGAACUCGGUCUUGCUAUGUGGGUUGAGAGCCGGAGCUGCCAUUCUGGUGAUGCAGAAGUUUGAAAUUGUUUCUCUUUUGGAGCUCAUGCAGAAGCAUAGAGUUAGUGUUGCGCCGAUCGCGCCUCCGAUUGUUCUGGCGAUCGCGAAGUUUCCCGAUCUCGACAAGUACGAUUUGGGGUCGAUAAGGGUGCUGAAGAGUGGAGGAGCACCGUUGGGGAAGGAGCUUGAAGACACAGUCAGAGCCAAAUUUCCCAAUGUAACGCUUGGUCAGGGCUAUGGGAUGACGGAGGCAGGACCGGUUUUGACAAUGUCAUUGGCAUUUGCAAAAGAACCCUUUGAGGUAAAACCAGGUGCGUGCGGAACUGUGGUCAGAAAUGCAGAAAUGAAGAUCGUAGACCCUGAAACAGGUGCCUCUUUGCCGCGCAACCAGCCUGGAGAGAUUUGCAUCAGAGGCCACCAGAUCAUGAAAGGUUACCUUAAUGAUCCGGAGGCCACAAGCACAACGAUAGACAAGGAAGGAUGGCUACACACAGGUGACAUAGGCUUCAUUGAUGAUGAUGAAGAGCUCUUCAUUGUUGAUCGACUGAAGGAGCUUAUCAAAUACAAAGGAUUUCAGGUGGCUCCUGCUGAGCUUGAAGCCUUGCUCGUCACCCAUCCUAACAUUUCUGAUGCCGCAGUUGUCCCAAUGAAGGAUGAUGCUGCUGGCGAGGUUCCGGUUGCCUUUGUGGUGAGGUCAAACGGAUCUCAGAUCACGGAGGAUGAAAUCAAGCAAUUUAUUUCAAAACAGGUUAUAUACUACAAAAGAAUAAAUCGAGUAUUCUUCAUCGAAGCCAUUCCCAAGUCACCAUCUGGCAAGAUCUUGCGGAAGGAGUUAAGAGCAAAGCUUGCUGCUGGCUCAGCAAAUUGAUAAAUCUUGCCCUCUAUAUCUCAGUAAAGGGCUAUGUAUACCUACUAAAGGGCUUGUUCUCUCUCUCUCUCUCUCUGUGUACUCUGGACUAAAAAGGUUGAUUGAAUUCAUAAUACUCUAAAGUCCUCAAAUAUUGAAAUGAGGUUCCUCCUAAAUUAAUGUGAAUUGGGAACUUUUUACAGACUUUAUGUAAAAAUCAAUUGAAACUUUGAAACUAUUGCCUUGAAAAA